Molecule: messenger RNA, 1938 nt
Organism: Macrobrachium nipponense
Lineage: Eukaryota; Metazoa; Arthropoda; Malacostraca; Decapoda; Palaemonidae
Product: EF-hand domain-containing family member C2-like
Biological process (GO): cilium-dependent cell motility; mitotic cytokinesis; mitotic spindle organization
Cellular component (GO): axoneme; mitotic spindle
Molecular function (GO): alpha-tubulin binding
Source: RefSeq, a predicted model, not a curated record
ACUGGUUGGGCGUCAGCGUGUGCCUUCUGUGUUACACCCCACAGCAUCGCACAUCAAUUUAUACAACUUCAAGGUUGGCGAAGUCAUCACAAUCUUGGGCCGACGCUACUACCUAACCAGCUGCGAUCCUGCAACCCGCACUUACCUCACAUCCCUUGGGUUACACAUCCCACCUGAUUUGUCAGAUCCCAGUCUUACAGCUUUCCAGGAUUUCUUACCAGCAUCAACACCAGCGGCUGGUGUUGGGAAAUUGAAAUUCUCGAGUGAAUGGCCUAAGCAGCAUUCCUUGGCAACAUUCGUCAACAGGGCUGGGCAGGUACUCAGGUUCUUUGGAGAAUGGGUCGACUACGACAAGAAUAUGGGUGGGGUCACGACGCCUGUGGUCGAAAAGGUAGAACUUCGAUACUACUUAGAGGACGAUACAGCCGAGGUCCGCGUUCAUCAUCUCACUCCCCAUCAAGAUGCCCUGACGCCUGCCAAACCCCACUUGCCCACGAAAUUCCUGAAGAGGGGACCCGUGGCCAAGGAACUAUCAGAGGUCAACGGAGCUGGAAGUUUAGGAGCCGUGGGUCGUCCAACCCUGAACUUGGUUGGACUUCGAGGGGCGGGGGCCCACCUCAAGGACCGGAGACCACAGGCGCUGCCCAGUCCAUCUUUUCUGAAGCCUUCCGAACUCCUGCUGGGGAAUGCCGUGUCCGUCGGAGGACGCCUCAUGCGACUCUGCGACUGCGACUCCUUCACAACCAUCUAUUAUAAGAACGUUUUUGACAUUGACCAAGUACCUGUGGGGUACAAGUACCUGCAGAAGAGCAUCGGGAUGCACCAGACGCCUCGAAUCACGCCUUUGGAUCCUCGGUGGCUGGAAGAACCUCCCAGAGAUCCUCUGCACCCUCUCCCCACGACGGUCACUACCAUAGUGGGCGGGUAUCACGCCCGCGACAUCAGGGACGGUUAUGAAGGAACCAUCCUGCGCUUCGGAGCCAGACUUGUCACCGACAAGGAGAAAGACCGAGAGAGAGAAUUCGUCAUCAAUUUCUAUGUCUUCGACUCGACAGUGUCUGUCUUUGAGGUUCCCAGACUGAAUUCAGGCAUGCGAGCUGGUAUGUUCCUGUCGAGAGGCCUGGUAGUGAAAGGCGAAAAUGGGGAGUGCGUCAGAGGUCAAGAUCUUUACGCUGGUAAUGUGAUCAUGCUCAACUCCCACACCUUCUACAUCACCCACGCUGAUGAAUUCACCCUGAACUUCAUGGAAACACACGCUGAUGAGUAUCCCCAGGCAAACUACAACGUGGCCUUAGAUAAGGCUCGGCAGGUGCUAGGUCACCAUGAACUGACCGAUCUCCUGCGGAAAUGGACGCCGAGCGACCCUGACAAGACAGGGUUCGCCCCAACGAGUUUAGUUCAGAGUGCGCUGUUUUCAGCACUAGGUUCGUUGGGGUCAUCCUCCGUGAACAAACAACACAUCGCCUCCCUCGUGCAGCGACACCGCCAGCUGGGGGCGGCGCCCCCUUCGCGCCAACAGCUCACUCAUCUGGCUGCUCUGCAUCUCAAAAGGAAGAACUUUGACGGAAUUCCUGACCUCAUGUCUGGACUGCGUGGGCGUGACAUCGAGGCCAAGGGCGUCCUGCCCGCAUGUGACUUGAGGGCAGCUGUGGUGGCCACGAGACUUCCUUUCCCGACAGCACUCACCGACGCCCUGGUGGAGAGCUUCAAACGGGAAGAUGGCACGAUUGACUACGCACAUUUCUGCCAUGAACUUGAUUACCGGAUACGACAUAUCCACGAUCACAUUCCUUGUCAACUGGACGAAGCGUCGCUGGAAGUGGCCUUACGGAGAUUAGAAGACAAGGUUGACUACAUAAACCUUGUUGCUGAUCUGGAAGGAAGCGCUAACUCACAUCACUUCGCUGGUUCAGGCGUCGUUUGAUGUAGUAUUAUAUA